GGUGAAGCUGGAGAGGUUACCCAUCUCCAGCCGCUCUGCUGAGAAACACCUGGACCGAUUUCCAUGGAGACCAGGGGAUCUGAAGGUUUGGAAAAGCCCUGGAAGGAAUUGGUGAGUGGUUCCCAGGAGACUGACAAUGCGUGGGACAAGGGGAGACCUGAGUUACUCUCAGAAGAUGAGAAAACAUGCCACGUCAACCGAGGGACUCGAGACAGAGAACCUGGCCACUACACCCCAAUUCAGAGAAACUCCAUCUUCAACCGCACUGUGAAACGCAAAAGCAAAGGCCAAGCCAGAGAUGCUCCAGAACAAAAUACCCCCCAGCAGGCAGGCUCACUGGAAAAUGGACAGUCUGUAAAUGAGCCCCUGACCUUGAAUUCCCCCCAGAACAGAAGGUCUCGGUGGAAAAUCCCAAUACAGCCACACCCAGGAGCCAAGAGAACAAGUGAGUCGUCCUCCACCCCUGGAAAUGGGGCCACACCCGAGGAGUGCCCGGCGCUCGCCGACAGCCCCACCACGCUCACCGAGGCCCUGCAGACGAUCCACCCCAUUCCCGCCGACUCCUGGAGAAACCUCAUCGAACAAAUAGGGCUCCUGUAUCAGGAAUACCGAGAUAAAUCGACACUCCAAGAAAUUGAAACCAGGAGGCAGCUGGACGCAGAGAUACACACCAACGCUCAUGGCUCCCCAGCCAGCGAGGAGACUCCAGAGGAGGAUGAGGACGAGGAGGAGGAAGAGGAGGAGGACGAGCCAGCAAGCCCACCCGAGAGGAAGGCUCUGCCCCAGAUCUGCCUGCUCAGUAACCCCCACUCACGGUUUAACCUCUGGCAGGAUCUCCCAGAGAUCCAGAGCAGCGGGGUGCUGGAAAUCCUCCAGCCCGAGGAGAUCAAACUGCAGGAGGCCAUGUUCGAGCUGGUCACAUCCGAGGCCUCCUACUACAAAAGCCUGAGCCUGCUCGUGUCUCACUUCAUGGAGAAUGAGCGUCUGAAGAAGAUCCUGCACCCGUCAGAGGCGCACAUCCUCUUCUCCAAUGUCCUGGACGUCAUGGCCGUCAGUGAGCGGUUUCUCCUGGAGCUGGAGCGCCGGAUGGAGGAGAACAUUGUCAUCUCGGACGUGUGCGACAUCGUGUAUCAUUAUGCGGCCAACCACUUUUCGGUGUACAUCACCUAUGUCAGCAACCAGACCUACCAGGAGAGGACCUACAAGCAGCUGCUCCAGGAGAAGGCAGCCUUUCGGGAGCUGAUUGCGCAGCUGGAGCUGGACCCCAAGUGCCGGGGGCUGCCCCUGUCCUCCUUCCUUAUCCUGCCAUUCCAGAGGAUCACACGCCUCAAGCUCUUGGUCCAGAACAUUCUGAAGAGAGUGGAAGAAAGGUCUGAGCGGGAGUGCACAGCAUUGGACGCCCACAAAGAACUGGAAAUGGUGGUGAAAGCGUGCAAUGAGGGUGUCAGGAAAAUGAGCCGCACGGAGCAGAUGAUCAGUAUUCAGAAGAAGAUGGAGUUUAAGAUCAAGUCGGUGCCCAUCAUCUCCCACUCCCGCUGGCUGCUGAAGCAGGGUGAGCUGCAGCAGAUGUCAGGCCCCAAAACAUCCCGAACCCUGAGGACCAAGAAACUCUUCCGGGAGAUUUACCUCUUCCUCUUCAACGACCUGCUGGUGAUCUGCCGGCAGAUACCCGGAGACAAGUACCAAGUGUUUGACUCGGCCCCGCGGGGCCUCCUCCGCGUGGAAGAGCUGGAGGACCAGGGUCAGACACUGGCCAACGUGUUCAUCCUACGGCUGCUGGAGAACGCGGAUGACCGGGAGGCCACCUACAUGCUGAAAGCGACCUCUCAGAGUGAGAUGAAGCGCUGGAUGACCUCCCUGGCCCCCAACCGGAGAACCAAGUUUGUUUCCUUCACUUCCCGGCUGCUGGACUGCCCCCAGGUGCAGUGCGUGCACCCGUAUGUGGCCCAGCAGCCAGAUGAACUGACACUGGAGCUGGCGGACAUCCUGAACAUUCUGGAGAAGACCGAAGACGGGUGGAUCUUUGGCGAGCGUCUGCACGACCAGGAGAGAGGCUGGUUCCCCAGCUCCAUGACUGAGGAGAUCUUGAAUCCCAAGAUCCGGUCCCAGAACCUCAAGGAAUGUUUCCGAGUCCACAAGAUGGACGACCCACAGCGCAGCCAGAACAAGGAUCGCAGGAAGCUGGGCAGCCGAAACCGGCAGUGACCCCCGGCCGGGUCACUAGCCUGGCGGGAGGACGAGGGCGGGCCGGAGCAG
Molecule: messenger RNA, 2256 nt
Organism: Lontra canadensis (Northern American river otter)
Lineage: Eukaryota; Metazoa; Chordata; Mammalia; Carnivora; Mustelidae
Gene: NGEF
Product: neuronal guanine nucleotide exchange factor
Exons: 14
Coding region: 64-2205 (713 amino acids)
Biological process (GO): activation of GTPase activity
Molecular function (GO): guanyl-nucleotide exchange factor activity; protein binding
Source: RefSeq, a predicted model, not a curated record